UUUUUUUUUUUUUUUUGGCUUUCCUUUUCUUCGUUUUUUUUUUUUGGGUCUCAAAGGAAUUUGGAAUUGUGAGAGAUUUUCUGUCUUUUUCUUCUUCUUCUUCUUCUCCCAUGGCUGACGUUUUGAGCAAAACGAGUCUUUUUUCUUCAAUAAAUCAAAGCAUAUCUGUCUUUCCCAAGAGUUGUAACUUCAUCAAAUCAGGUCCUUGUUGUUCUCUGAAGCUCAAAUCCAACCCUUCAACGACGUCGUUUUCGUCCAACAGUGAUUUUCAUGGAAAGAGAAUUGUUCUUCAGAGAGAACCCAGAAGGACUUCCCCAUCCCAAGCAUCCACUAUAAACGCCCAGACAGCGCUUCGAAUUGGGAAAGCUCACAAAUGGUGGGGAAAAGGGCUACAACCAAAUAUGAAGGAGGUAACAUCUGCACAAGACCUUGUAGAUUCCUUGCUCAAAGCUGGUGAUAAGCUUGUUGUUGUUGACUUCUUCUCUCCUGGUUGUGGAGGCUGCAAAGCUCUUCAUCCCAAGAUAUGUCAGUUUGCAGAGAUGAACCCAGAUGUUCAAUUCAUUCAGGUGAACUAUGAGGAGCACAAAUCCAUGUGUUAUAGCCUCAAUGUUCAUGUUCUGCCUUUCUUCCGCUUUUAUCGAGGCGCUCAUGGCCGUCUUUGCAGCUUUAGCUGUACCAACGCCACGAUCAAGAAAUUCAAAGAUGCAUUGGCUAAGCACAGUCCGGAUCGCUGCGGCCUCGCUCUGCCGAAAGGGCUGGAGGAGAAAGAACUCAUAGCUCUCGCCGCGAACAAAGAUCUUUCCUUUACCUACACUCCCAAACCUGUUGAGCCUGUGCCUGCCCCUGCCCUUGCCCCUGCUGAGCAAGUAGUUGCGGCGGAAGCAGAGCCAUCUUCUUCGAACAAAGAACUUGUCGUGCCAAGAGGUUUGAGUUUUGCCCGAGAUUCCGAGGAUAAAACCUUAGUCGCUGCCGGGAGAUGAUGGGGUUGGUUUUCGCCAUCCCCGUAUAUCCAUGUACAGCACACUUUUGUGGUUUUUCUUCAUCUUGUAAUAUCCGUUUUAGAUGUCAAAAUGAUCACCAAGGUUGAGUAAACAAAUAAGUGUUCCCAUGGAGUUGCAGGCGUUUGGAUUUAUUUUUUUGGAUCCCGGCCUGCUGGUUUUCUGAUAAUAUCAAAGAGCAAACAAUUGUGUGUUAUGUUAGUUUGCUCUUUUUAUGUUUUUGAGAGAAAGCCCAUCUCUCCCUCUGUGAUUGUAAAAAUUAUUAGUCUUAUAUUCAUAGAUGGAAGAUCUUUUUUUUUUUUUUUU
Molecule: messenger RNA, 1304 nt
Organism: Morus notabilis
Lineage: Eukaryota; Viridiplantae; Streptophyta; Magnoliopsida; Rosales; Moraceae
Product: thioredoxin-like 1-1, chloroplastic
Exons: 4
Coding region: 111-980 (289 amino acids)
Biological process (GO): cell redox homeostasis
Source: RefSeq, a predicted model, not a curated record